Molecule: messenger RNA, 2898 nt
Organism: Hordeum vulgare subsp. vulgare (domesticated barley)
Lineage: Eukaryota; Viridiplantae; Streptophyta; Magnoliopsida; Poales; Poaceae
Product: MAP7 domain-containing protein 1-like
Exons: 8
Coding region: 211-1401 (396 amino acids)
Source: RefSeq, a predicted model, not a curated record
UAAAUGGGUGCGUUCGAAGAUGUUUAGGGGUCGUAUUUGUCGGCUGUAUUCAGUUUUCUCUGAAUUCAUGCUUGCUCUGAAUUCAGUUUUCUCUUUUGCUCUGAUCGGUUGAUGGGCUUCAUUUAAGUUUAGGAAAUGCUACUUCCAUAUAUUUAUUUGAUUCCACUUUCUGUUCGUAUUGAUUGAUGUAGGUCUGGUUGGAAGUAUCAUAUGACCUUGAAGGCUGGCUUCUUUCAUGUCUAUCCUCCUCACAUUGGCGGGCCUUUUCGAGGCCUAAGUGAAGCUGUCGCUGCGAUUGAGCACCAUCGGGCUUCCCUUGCCGCGACGUCUGGUGCCGAGGCGUCCCCUGCUCGGUCGCCUGCUGCCGAGGCGUCCCCUGCUCCGUCGCCUGCUGCCGAGUCCUCACUUGCCCCGUCGCCUGCUGCCGAGCCUUCCCUUGAUCCACAACCUGCUGUUGAGGUUUGCCUUGCUCCGUCUGCUGCCGAGGAGGCCUCCCUAGAUCCACAACCUGCUGUAGAGGCUUCCCUUGCUCGCCCGUCUGCUGGCGAGGAGGCCUUCCUUGAUCCACAGCCUGCUGUUCAGGCUUGCCUUACUCGGCCACCUGCUGCCGAGGAGGCUUCCCAUGCUCCACCGCCACCUGCUGUUGAGGCCUCCCUUUCUCCGUCACCUGCUGCUGAGGCUUCUUCUAAUCCACCAACUUAUGACUGGAGAGCAGAGGAGCGAGAGAAAGGUCGCCAACUUAAGCUGUAUCUAAACCAGGAAGAAUCAUCAAUCAUGUAUCCCACAAGGAGGUCUCAGCUCGACCCUGAUGAAUGCUUACGAUCCGUGAAGGCAACAUUAGCUAUGUGGAAGAAUCAUCCUAAAAAGGAUAACAAGCCAGCUGAACAACCUGUAAUGCAAAGUUGGAUAGGUAGGGCUGCAGAGCAAUUUAAAUCAACAACUACUGACCCGGCUAUCCUGCAAGCACGCUAUCGCUUUGAAAGAUUUAUGGAGGAAAAAGAAACCAAAAAAAAUGGAAUGAAAUGGAUGCAAAAGGAGGCUCUUCGAGCAUAUGAAAAUUAUAAAUCAGCAGACAAAAAUCUUGAGUACGAGCUUGUGAUGAUUCACUCGCAGUGUCUCAUAUAUGACACCUUCUCAAAAUCAUACCAUCACUACAAUUUUACAAUGAGGACAAGACGGUCUCGGUUAAAGCAUUGGAACUACCAGCAAUACUUCGCUGAAUCCAAAUCCGUGGAGGGUAAAACACAGUACUUUUGCAUCCCACUGCAGCCUAAUGAGCAUGGUCAUUGCUUUGGAUGCCGGAAAGUUGGCGUUUCUCUUAGACAUCCUGAGAAUGGCGGCUAUGAGAAGGGUAAUUCAGGCUCUGGAUUUCCGUUUGACACUGAUGAGAGUGCUGACUGACUACUAGUGGAUUUCCUCAAUCGUGUGUACUUCUCCACUGAAAUUAAUCCGAUGCAAGAUGAUUCACAUGAGUUAUUGUUAGGAAGGUUUACUUGAGGUUUUAGUUGACUUAAUCUAAGUGUUAUGUAGUCUGAUUUACUAAAUCAUCUAGCUUACCUUUGUUGAUUGGCUUUGAGAUGGCUUAACGCUCAUGCCGAGCGGUCAUCUACCCUUGUAUCUUGUGGAUUUGUGCAACAUUAUGCUCGGAUUUUAGGACAUGGAGAUUCAUCUUAUACUCCCUCCGUUCAAAAAUAAGUGUCGCAAAUUUAAUACUUCCUUCGUCUGAAAAUACUUGUCAUAAGAACGGAUGUAUCUAGAUGUAUUUUAGUUUUAGAUACAUCUAUUUUUAUAUAUUUGUGCGACAAGUAAUUCCGGACGGAGGAAAUACCAAGUUAGUAAAAAUGUAAUAUUAAAUCAACGACACUUAUUUUGAAACAAAGGGAGUAGUUAUUAUGAUCACAUCCAAUGGAUGCAGUAUUGUUGUACUACUCUCUCCGUUUCUUAAUAUAAGACAUUUUAGAGAUUUCACUAUAGACUAGAUACGGAGCAAAAUGAAUGAAUCUACAUUCUAAAAUAUGACUACAUACAUCCGUAUGUAGUUAGUGGUGGAAUUUCUAAAAGAUCUUAUAUUUAAGAACGGAUGAAGUAUAUGUCUAUAUCCUUUGUGGGUCAGAAGAGGGUGCUAGUGAUUUGUACAUAUGUCUGAUAUAGCUAGUCUAGACUAGCGACCUCAACCUCAGUACCAGACGCACCGCAAAAAAAAAAGGAUCGCCGCACGAUCGCCCAGCCUAGGGCGACUCGGGUGUGACCAGCAAUCCACGCACCAGCGUUGAUGUUUUCCAUCCUCUCACUGCGCCACCGCUGGAGGAUGCCUCCGGGUGAAACUGGUGAGGCCAAUGGUGCCGGCGAGGCGCUCUCCCGCGUCAGCUUUAGGGCAUCUGGUUGGGAGGUGCGCUGAUCUUUGCCCUGCUCUAGUCUUCUCACCGCAUCGUUUGUGCCGUCGUUGGAGGAUGCCUCCGGGGUGAAACCGAUGAGGCCAAUGGUGGCGGCGGGGCGCUCUCCGGCGUUGGUUUUAGGGCAUCUGGUUGGGAGGUGCGCGGAUCUUUCCCCUUCUCUAGUCCUCUCAACGUGCCGCCGUUGGAGGAUGCCUUCGGGUGAAACCAGUGAGGCCAAUGGUGGCGGCCGGGCGCUCUUCCGCGUCGGCUUUAGGGCAUCUGGUUGGGAGAGAUCCCAGCUUUUGGCGCAUGGCGUUAUUGGAUAUCUAGAUCAGAAUUGAUCUGGUCGGUCGCGUCCUCAUCUUCAGCCAAAGACUUCAUGAAGGCAUGACGGGAAGCUUCGAUGUCUUGCCGGUGUCAUGGGACAUGUUUAAGUAUAGUUUUUUAUUGUAUUGACGGUGGUGAAGAAAGUAACCGCAAAUGGAGACUUGUAACAACGGAGAAGAGUUUUGGUUGUGUUGAA